This is a messenger RNA of Cyprinodon variegatus (sheepshead minnow), 3578 nucleotides long. Its product is annotated as C-terminal-binding protein 2-like. Gene Ontology annotation, molecular function: transcription corepressor activity; oxidoreductase activity, acting on the CH-OH group of donors, NAD or NADP as acceptor; NAD binding. The record is from RefSeq and is a predicted model, not a curated record. The coding region runs from base 840 to 2150 and encodes 436 amino acids. Lineage: Eukaryota; Metazoa; Chordata; Actinopteri; Cyprinodontiformes; Cyprinodontidae. The transcript has 9 exons.
CGAGGGAGGGAGGAAGCAGAGGGGGAAAAAAGAAAGUAUGUAAUGUGAAAGGGGAAGGUCAGAAAGAAUGUAAGAGAAUCAUGUGCCAGGAGUGCUACACCUCUCGAUCCGCGUUUUUCUUCUCUUUGACAUAGCUGUGCUACCAGAUUGUGGGUUUUUUUCUGUCCCCCCCCCCUUUUUUUUUCUUUUUGCGCCCCCCACCUUUUCCUCUCUCUCGCUGCGUCUCGCUGUGACUUUCAACAAAAGGCUGACGGAGCGAGCCUGACGUCUGAAUGAAUAGCCCAAACCUGCUGUAAAGGGAGAAAAAAGGAGGAGAGACGGAGCUGACGGAGAGGAGGCUGAGGAGAAACAGAUACAAGUGAUCCAGCUGAAAGGGAAAAAGACAAGAGCGCAGACAAGUGCCGAUUGCUGGCUGGAGACAAAAAAAUCCUUUAAUUUCUCUCCUUCUCUCUGGAGAUUAAAAGAGUUUAAGGAUCCCUUUUGACUGCAAAGCAAGGAGCGGAGACAGUGGCCAUCGUCUCUCUUCUGCUGUCCCUCCCCUUCACCCGCUGCCCUCCUGUGCCACCAUCCAUUUUUCUUUCCCUCAAGAGUACCAGUCAUCCGAGAAAUGGAACUUCUUGGGGUGAGGUGACGAAGGAGGACAGAUUUGGAAACAAGCAGCGGGAGAGCAAGACAGGCACAGGAGGACAGAAGGAGGCUGGAGGAGGAGGAGGCAAAAGAAGCAGAGAGGAGAAUAACCCCAGGGCAUACUGUGUGAGGGAACACAACGACGCCCAAAUCUGCUUUCUGUCCUUCACCUCUAGAUUUCCUUCUGCCAUGUGCAUUACCUGAUUUGGAGAAUGUGGAGACAGCAUUUCCCAGGUAUCCGUCCCCAGAUUAUGAAUGGGCCUAUGCACCCACGCCCCCUGGUGGCGCUGCUGGAUGGGCGCGACUGCACCGUGGAGAUGCCCAUCCUCAAAGACCUGGCCACUGUGGCUUUCUGUGACGCCCAGUCCACACAGGAGAUACAUGAAAAGGUGCUGAACGAGGCGGUGGGGGCCAUGAUGUACCACACCAUCACCUUGACUAGAGAAGACCUGGAGAAGUUCAAGGCACUGCGCAUCAUCAUACGCAUAGGCAGCGGCCAUGACAAUAUCGACAUUAAGGCUGCCGGCGAGCUGGGCAUUGCAGUGUGUAACAUUCCCUCCGCGGCUGUAGAAGAGACGGCAGACUCAACGCUUUGUCACAUCCUUAAUCUUUACCGGCGAAACACCUGGCUGUACCAGGCUCUCCGGGAGGGCACGCGGGUCCAAAGCGUAGAGCAGAUCCGGGAGGUGGCGUCCGGAGCGGCCAGGAUCCGAGGCGAGACGCUUGGCCUCAUCGGAUUUGGGCGUACUGGCCAGGCAGUGGCCAUGCGGGCCAAGGCGUUCGGCUUCAACGUGAUCUUCUACGACCCUUACCUGCAGGACGGCUUGGAGCGUUCGCUUGGUGUCCAGCGGGUCUACACCCUGCAGGAUCUUUUGUACCAGAGUGACUGCGUGUCCCUGCACUGCAAUCUGAACGAACACAACCACCACCUCAUCAACGACUUCACCAUCAAACAGAUGCGCCAAGGUGCUUUCCUGGUCAACACGGCCCGGGGAGGACUGGUGGAUGAGAAAGCUCUGGCUCAGGCCCUGAAAGAAGGCAGGAUACGCGGCGCCGCAAUGGAUGUCCACGAGUCGGAGCCUUUCAGUUUUUCCCAGGGCCCUCUCAAAGACGCCCCCAACUUGAUCUGCACCCCCCACACCGCCUGGUACAGCGAGCAGGCGUCGCUGGAGAUGAGGGAGGCCGCCGCCACGGAAAUUCGCAGAGCCAUCACCGGCCGCAUCCCAGACAGCCUGCGAAACUGUGUUAAUAAAGAGUUCUUCGUGACCACGGCGCCAUGGGGAAUGAUGGAGCAACAGCAGCCUCAGGUUCACCCUGAGAUCAACGGCGCUGCCUACAGGUUUCCUCCUGGCGUGAUGGGGGUUGCACCGGGUGGGAUAAUCGGACCGAUGGAAGGAUUGGUGCCUGGGGGGCUGCCCAUCGCACACACCCUCCCCCCGGGCACCCAUCCGUCACAGGCAGCCUCCCCGCACCAACCCUCCAAACACGGCGACCCCAUGAGAGAGCACAUGACUGAGCCGUAACGAGGCCGCCGAAGGAGUCGAUGUGGGUCAUGAACGCAGUGUAAAAUCAAAGGAUCCGACCGAGUCGACCCGUCAAAACUAAAGCUUGACUUUACAGCCGUCUGGACCUACCAGCAAACUGCCUGCCGGGCGAUGUGUUACACACUCUGUUUUUAUAUGGAAGCAUUAAACCCAAGUGAGGACAGUGGAUAACGGUGCACGCCUGAGCUGCCACACCCAGAUGGGACUGAGCUGUCAAAAUCCUGCACAGAAGAUCCCAAAUCUCUCCCUGUUUCAGUUCUCAUUUUACUCCUCACUGAACUAAGGGAAGGUUUUCUUUACUAUUCCAUAUAUUCAUCGGAUUCAUCCGACUUCUGCCACUUGUUAGCAGGAGCUAAAGGCUCCCCAUCAUCCCUGGUUUAAAAGACGACACUGUCAAGCCUGAUCUUUCCAUUUAGUUUCCCCCUCAUGUCUGCACAAACGUGUCUGGUGUUAGUUUUAUUUUUUGUUUGUUUUUUUUUACUCAAUUUGAUUUUUUGUCUGUGCUUCUGUUGAAAACCGGUAUCUGUUUUUUCUCUGUUGUUCAGUGUGUGGAAAUGAAAGGGUUUACCGUCAGACAAGAAGGAUCUGGAGUCUCUUAGAUCCGAGCUCUUUAUUUUUGCCCGUUUCUGUCUGAUGGGUGGUGCCCCCAGAAUGUAAAGACAAGAUAGGAGAAAGAUGAUCUGUAAGGGUAAGAAUAACCCUUUUAAACCAAAAAUAAAAAAAAAAUUGGGGAAAAUGAAUUAAAUUGAGCACUAAUAUUUAAGGUCCCUCUGAUAUUUGCUUGUUAUGAACAAAAUAUGAUCUGUUUGCAUCCAAAGGACCUGAUUUGCAUGGCAGCGACGCACUUGUGAGAUAUGAAUAUGUCGGGGUGGGAGGGGAAUAGAAAAAGGAAAUGACUUACUCAGGAAAAACUAAAACAUUAAAUCUGAACAGAACAGGAAGAAACUCUGGAUUACUGCAUUUCCUUUCCCAUUGUGGUAUUUUUUUUAUAAAUCAAACGUACCUGUUUUUUUUUUUUUUUGAUGUUGAAGGUUGUCACUCUUGUUAGAUUUGUAUUGCCUUGUUAAAUGUUCAUAUAAGUGUAGUCUGACGUGGCUGACCCCGCCCUCGCCUGCCCCUCUUAUAGUUCUUAUGUUUUCCCUGCUGUGACGAGAGCCAGAUGGGGUUCCCAGAGGCUCUGUGAACAAACAGCGGCCACAUCCAUCCAUCCCUUCAACACCAAGACUUUAGCAAGACGUGGCUGCUAGCAGAUUGUUUGGUUUUUAGUGUGAGUAUUUGUAUUUGUUUCUUGUAUAAGGUGAACAUAUAGCAUACAGUGCAGCUGGAACCAAUAAAUGAAACUUACUGUUCUGAUUCAUGAUUGGGAUUUCUUCUUUUUUCUAUGGCACAAUGAUUCACCUGAUACUU